Drosophila ananassae is the source of this 369-nucleotide messenger RNA. RefSeq lists its product as uncharacterized. Lineage: Eukaryota; Metazoa; Arthropoda; Insecta; Diptera; Drosophilidae. The transcript has a single exon. The coding region runs from base 1 to 369 and encodes 122 amino acids. The record is from RefSeq and is a predicted model, not a curated record.
AUGAUUGUAAACGGACGAGACUAUGAGUUGCUUAGAAGGCUAAAAGCUUUGACAGACGAUGUAGCUUUAAAAACACCGGAUUUAUUAGCGUUAGCUAGGAAGACGGCUAAGGAAAGGAUCAGUCAGUGUCAUGAAGCAAACGCUAAAGUUUAUAACUUGCGUAGUCGUGCGGUCAAGCUAAAAGAAGGAGACACCGUUUAUGCCCGUAGUUUCGCGCAAAGCAAUGCGGCAAAGAAGUUCAGCAGUAAGCUUGCACCAGUAUUUGUCAAAGCAAAGAUUAAGAAGAAGAUAAGUCCGAUUUACUAUGAAUUAGUUAGCGACACGGAGAAACAACUAGGAGUGUACCAUUUGAAGGACAUCAAAACAUAA